This is a messenger RNA of Mesorhabditis spiculigera, 861 nucleotides long. Lineage: Eukaryota; Metazoa; Nematoda; Chromadorea; Rhabditida; Rhabditidae. The record is from the annotation of a GenBank genome assembly.
AUGGAAACUGACUCCAUUCCGGAUGGCCUACCUCUACUUGACCUCCCCGCUGACGUGCUCUACCGUAUUCUCGAUUUUAUGCCGACCAAGGAUGUCUUAAAACUUCGAAAUCUACACAGCUUCGUUGACCACUACAUCAACAACGAGCGGACAGUCUUCGAUUUUUUCGCCAUGUCAAUCAUGCGAAGGCCAGUGGAUGAACUCAGCCGCAUGUCGGAGAACAUCACCCGCCUCAGUAUCGAUGGACGUUCACAAACCUGGAAACAAUUUGAAAAACUCGCCUGUGGCCAUAGGAAUACGAUUUACGUCAAUCUACUGGUACUAACGGCGAAGCGCGUGGCUAUCCAAAUUGGCGACGAAUUCUUGAAAAUGGCUGAUCGUGGAGCUUUUCGGGCAAAGGUCAUUCACAUCUACGAUACCCGGCUGGACGCGAAAGUGCAGACGAUGAUUAAGAACUCCCGUGCCGAGAUCAUCAAUAUGACGAACGUGGCCGGGUCGACGAACGACUUUCUGCCCGUACCGGAAACGUGUCACCGGCUGAGCAUCUAUUGGGCUGUCCCCGGCGGCGUACCGGCAGAUGUGCCCAAUCGACGAAGGGUUGGCGUCUAUCGUCCGGUUGUCGAUUUGACGGAAGCGACUGGCUUGAAGGAGGUGAUCAUCGACAAACAUCCACGCCAAACGCUGGUUGCUGGUUCCACGGUGACGCUGCUCAACGACCUGAGAACCGGCCAUCGGGCCCAGAACGCCCUCGAGAAUUUACGGCUGCGCUUCACGGCUCGAUACUGGACGUUUGAAGAAACGGCAACUAGAUAUUACCUACUACAUGAAAGUGUUUCGUUCUUUAUCCGGAAGUCGGAGGCA